Trichogramma pretiosum is the source of this 4345-nucleotide messenger RNA. RefSeq names its product solute carrier family 41 member 1-like. Gene Ontology annotation, biological process: monoatomic cation transport. Gene Ontology annotation, cellular component: plasma membrane. The record is from RefSeq and is a predicted model, not a curated record. The transcript has 5 exons. Bases 163 to 2103 code for a protein of 646 amino acids. Gene Ontology annotation, molecular function: monoatomic cation transmembrane transporter activity. Lineage: Eukaryota; Metazoa; Arthropoda; Insecta; Hymenoptera; Trichogrammatidae.
GUCUUUUUCUCUCUGUCUGCGGCGUACAUGUGCUUGUUUGCGACACACGCCUGUGUGCGUGUAGGUAUAUAGACUGACAUAUCCGUGAGAAAGAGAGGCGCGAUAUAAUAUAAUUGAUAACACGGCCUGCUGGCUGAUGUGCCGGCGCAGUUCAGUCGUAAAAUGAUACAAGUUCAGGUGGAGCAGCAUCAGGUACGGCCGCAAGAGCAGCUCGAGAACUUUGCCACCGGAAGCAACAAUAGCAGCAACAGCAGCACCAGCAGAAUCAGUAACAACAGCAAGCAUGAGACAGACGAUGAGCAAUGUAAGGAGGCCCUACUGGUGGCGGCAGCAGCAGCAGCAGCAGCAGCAACAGCAGCGUCAACAACAACAGAAGAAAGAAAAGGAGCUGCAACAUCCCGUCGGUCGUGCUCCUCGUCGUCGCUGCCGCUCGCAGCAGGAGAGCCUAGCACAACCACCGAUUCAGCGGGCGAGAUGUCGUCGCCACCGGGAGUCGGGGCGAGCCUCCUGCGGGAGCAUCCGCAGAUCGCUCGGAUGACACCGACCGGCGGCAGGUCGCGCACCUGCUCCGAGUCCAACGUCGGCGCGCACGUCUCGCUGGCCCUGGCCAACUCGGGCCUCCUCGGCUGUCCCGGCUGCUCGAGCAGCGCCGCGGCCCUGCACCACCUCGGCAAGCUGCAGUUCGACACGGCCUCGGGCGAGGACUCGGCCAGCCUCCUCGAGGAGGGCGGACUCGCUCGGCUGCCGGACCUCGUCGCCGAGAGCAAGAUCUACGACGAGUCCCAGGAGCCCCGCGAGUCCUAUCUCGCCAUCACGCUGCAGGUCUCGAUACCGUUCUUCAUCGCCGGUCUCGGUAUGGUCGGCGCCGGCCUCGUUCUCGACGCCGUUCAGUACUGGAACGUUUUUCUACAAGUCAAGGAGCUGAUGAUACUGGUGCCCGCUCUGCUGGGCUUGAAGGGCAAUCUGGAAAUGACGCUGGCGUCGAGGCUCUCGACUCAGGCCAAUCUCGGUCACAUGGACACGCCGAAGCAGCAAUGGUACAUGAUCGUCGGCAAUCUCGUCUUGAUUCAGUGUCAGGCGAUCGUGGUGGGCUUCCUGGGCUCGAUCGUGGCCAUGGUGAUGGGCGCGCUGCGUAACGGCACGGUCUCGCUGGACCACGCAUAUCUGCUGUGCGCCUCGAGCCUCGUGACGGCCUCGCUGGCCUCGUUCGUGCUGGGCCUCAUCACGGCCGGGGUCAUCGUGUUCUCGCGCCACUGCCACAUCAAUCCUGACAACGUGGCGACCCCCAUAGCCGCCAGCCUCGGCGACAUCACCUCGCUGGCCCUGCUCUCCUGGAUCUCGACCAUCCUCUACGAGGCCAUCGACAAGCAGGACUGGCUGGCGCCCCUCAUAAUCGCCUGCUACGUCCUCGUCACGCCGCUCUGGGUCUGGAUCGCCAAGAAGAACAAGUACACCAACAACGUCCUCUACUCCGGCUGGACGCCCGUCAUCGUCGCCAUGCUCAUCAGCAGUCUUGGCGGACUGAUCCUCGAACUGAUGGUGUCGCGCUCGGGAAAAAUCACGGCCUUCCAGCCUGUAAUCAACGGCGUCGGCGGAAACCUCGUGGCCGUGCAAGCCAGCCGGAUAUCGACGGCGCUGCACAAGCAGGCUGAUCUGGGCACUCUGCUCAUUCCACCUGGACACACUCACCCGGUUAUCUUCAUCACUCCCAUCGCCAGUUUCUUCGGCAAAGGUAUGCACGCGCGAACGACCCGCGUGCUCAUGGCCAUGGUCAUUCCGGGCCACGUAGCCUUCCUCUACCUGCUCAAGUACCUGAAGGAGGGCGAGGUCUCCAUGAGUAUGCUCUUCGUGUUCGUCUACCUGUGCGCGGCGACCCUGCAAGUGGCGGCGCUCCUCUACAUCGCCUACAUCAUGAUCCACUGGAUGUGGAAGCGGCGCAUCGACCCGGACAACUCGGCGAUACCCUACCUCACGGCCAUGGGCGAUCUGCUGGGCAUCAGUCUGCUCGCCAUCGCCUUCCAGUUUCUCUAUCUCGUGGGCGACCAGACCGAGUCCGAGGCGGCGGUACUGCCGGCCCAGGCCUCCCUCGUGCCGGGCUCGUGAAUCGGCUUCCAGCUCGAUCGAGCCCUGGCCUACUUACGCGGCUGAUGCACCCGAGCCACAUCGACUCUGCGCCGAUAGCCACCCCAUCGUCCCCAUCGUGCUUCUUCGCGACUAUUGACAUUUUUCCCCCAUUUCUUUGACUUUGACUUUUCUUUCGCUCGCGAUUGUCAACGGUACUAGAUCGAUCCGCGUCUCUCGGUAAAUGGAUCGCACCUGCUUAGAGUCGCGGACGACUUGGUUGUCUCUGACACUUGAGAGUUGAAUAAGCCUUCGAGUACUUUUCUACUUGUAGUUCGUAUAGUGAGUAAAAUACGUUUCGAGUCGCUGAUGUCAGCCUCGUCGUUCGCUCUUUUUUCCUGGCUAAUAUCACACCAAGCUCGUACGUAUUUUUUUUAUAAAAUGUUUUAUUACGUUUACGUGUACUGGCCGUGUGGUGAUUCGCAUUUACCUUAUUUCUCAUCGAAAUCAAAACUUAACGCAACGAGGAUCUAAGUUGGCAUUUUGUACACGAGACUUGCCUUUCACCCCCCUGUGGCCGCUUUCAUGAUUUCUCUUUCGAAUCGUGAUUAUAUUUUAAUAUUCGCACUGUACUCAACGAUAGGUAGUGACAUCAUUUUUAAUUUGAAGCAGCUAUGCUUUCUUUACCAUCCCUUGUGAAAAUUUUAACGAUAAUAAAAAUUAUGCAAGUGCUGAAUGCCAUGCAGUCGAGCUUGCACAAGCUGACCGAGCCAUGUGUAGCAAAAUUGAGAAUUUUGAAGAACUUUCAUCGACAAGUCGGUGCAAAAAACUAGUAAAUUCGUGGCCUUAGAACUCCCGUAUCUAGUAUCGCAACGUAGUUAUGAUUUGAACCACGCAAUAGCUUGUUAGACAAGUAAGUUUUGCGAUAUAGUACAAAUUUCAUCGAGCCGGGCCGUUAUUUCACUUUUUACUUAAGUCUCGAAAUUUUGUUCUUUUUAUUUAUGACAAAUUCAUAAACUUGUAUGAGCAGUAGUGCAUAUUAAGUUGUAUUCCUGAUUAUGAUGAUUGGCUUGAAUUAACGUACUAAUUAUAAAUUCAAGCAUUCUACAAAUUAUAUUAACACUGGGUGCAAAAUGUUAUUGUACCCGAAAUAAUGCAAUUUGAGAAGUUGCACUCAUGUGCCAACAAAUAAUUGCAAUAGAGCAUAAUAUGAUUUUUUCAUUUGCAAGGUUCGGGAAAAGUUUUAACUAUCGAGUUUUAAAUAUAAACGUGAAUGUGUGCCAAAGAGUUCACUCAGUUGAGACUAAAACAGUAUCCUCAACGAAAACACAAACUUUCAUCGUCAAUUAAUCAACCUUAAGUUUUGAAUAAUUGUUUGAGUGAUAAAACCACUUGUAGAACAUUAAACUUCAAGGUGUUGCUACGAACGUCCGUUGUAAAUAUCAUUAUAUAUAAGAAAAACUAGGAUGAGAAAAAACAUCCGAAAUAAUUUAAAACAAACUAACAUUAGUGUAAUUGGAAGUAAAUACUACGAUCUUUGUAAAAAAUGUUAUUUCACGUAAAAAGAUUAUUCAAAUGCGCGCUAAAAAAUUCGUUCUUAAAGUUACUAAUUGCCUAAAAAAUUAUUUUCUCUGCGUGUUAAAUAUCACGUUUUAACGAGAUUCUGUAAAUAUGAGUAAAGUAAUAAAACUAGAAUGAUGAAAACAAUUAUUUUUGUAAAUGAUAUUUUAUAAUCCAUGAAUUGACAGGCAUAUAUUUUUCAUGUAGAAAAAAACCUGUUGAUCUCCGUUAAUGUUUAUAAGUAAGUUUUUGAUGAAUUGAUUAAACCAAUUAACUUUUGUAAUUAUUCUAAGCCACAAUUGUAUUAUAUUUGUGGCCAUGAACCAUUGCGUAUACGUUCUGUAGAGAUACGAGUAGUCAAAGUAUAUUGUUACAAAAUUUUUGUUAGCACGAUUUACAAAAUGAUUUAUAAAUGUAUAACGAUCAGAAAAAUGUUGUAUUCAUUCCAAUAAUGCUCGUAUUUAUUACGAGCACUUUUUUCUUGCGUGCAUCGCAUUAUCUUGGACAAUAAAGAAUGAGAUUAAUUUUUCUAUGAUAGUUAAAUGGAGUUCUAAAAUCAAGACUAUUUUGUAAAAGCAGAUUUAAAACUUGACGUCGAAUCUCUUGAGAUAUUUAUAAAAAAAAAUCCAUACAAUAAAUCAACACAUUCCACCACAUGUUUUUAUCAAAAUCAGUAGGCUAUUUUUUUUUGUUUUUAUCAAGUAAAAAAAUAUUAAAUUAUUGG